Molecule: messenger RNA, 1260 nt
Organism: Henningerozyma blattae CBS 6284
Lineage: Eukaryota; Fungi; Ascomycota; Saccharomycetes; Saccharomycetales; Saccharomycetaceae
Gene: POL32
Product: DNA polymerase delta subunit POL32
Exons: 1
Coding region: 1-1260 (419 amino acids)
Source: RefSeq, a predicted model, not a curated record
AUGUUAGAGAUAUCCAAUAAAGACCAAAUAUUUCAGUACAUUGAGAAGCAGAUUGGGAAGGGAAUAACAAUUCAGUUUCAAGAUUUAAUUUUUCAAUUUCAGAUUGGCCCAUCGCAGGCAAAACAGCUAUUAUAUGAUUAUUACAAAACCAUCAAAUGUGCUAAUGAUGAUUCCAACGAUAGUAAAACUCAUGAUUUUAAUCUAGUAAUUGUCGCAGUCUAUAAAUCUGGGAACAUAAAAGUGAUUAAUGAUGUCAAUAAUAUACCAAACAAAUCAGAAUUACUUGAUUGUUUCAUUUAUGGUUUCAACCCAACUGAUUCCUUCAUCCCAACAAAUCAGUUGAUGGAUCAGACAGUAUUUAUAAAUUUAAGGAAUCCAGUUACCUUAAAAAUACCAGAAGGAACGCCAACAAUAAUAGACUCAGCUUCAUCAGAUGCUCCAACAACAACACCUACAGAUAAGAUAAAGCCACCUUUAGAAAAACUAGAUCCAUUUAGUAGUAUGAAACAAAGAAGUAAGACUGUGGGCACAAGUACAGAAUCUAAAGAAGCAGACAAGACAAAUCCUAUAUCGUCAGGAUCAGCAAAAAGAAGUAAAACAAUUCCAUCUGAUACUGGAUUAAGAUCAACUGCAAUUUUAGCUCGUAUGAGAAAACAAAGAGAAGAAAAAGAGAAUGAGAGAAAAGAACAAUUAAAUAGGAGAAAAGAAGAAUUAAUUGAAAAACAAAAGGAAACAGAAGCAAAAGAUUCUACCAAAAAAAGGGAGCAAUUGAAAGAUUUGAAUACAUUGUUUGUGGAUGCUAGUGAUGAAGAAAUAGAAGAUAAGGAGAGUAAUACCAAUAAUAGUAACAAGGACGGAACUGAUCCACAUUUAUAUAAAGAAUUGAGCAAAACCUCAACAAAGAAUCCACAAUCAACAGAGUUAAAUGAAGAAGAAUUAGCAGAAUUAUUAGAUACUACAACUGAAGCCUCCAUAUUAGAAAUAUCGAAAUCUGAUGCACAAAAAGGCGUUGAUAACGAUAACCAAGAGAAAAUAACAACAUCUAAUCCAUUGGAGAAAAAAAUAGAUACUGAAGUAGUAAGGGAUGAAGAAGGUUAUAUACUGAGUACCAGAAAGCAACCACAAGCUCAGUCAUCUCCAGUUCAAAAACGUACUUACUCAUCUCCGUCAACCACCAACUCUGCUACUAAAAAACCUCGUACAUCUAAUAAAAAACAGAGACAAUCAACAUUAACUGGGUUUUUCAAAUUAGCUAAAUAA